AUGACCACCCUCUCCCCGGAAAACAGCAUCUCUGCCAGGCGGUCAGCCUCCUUCAUCCUGGUGAAGAGAAAACCCCCCAUUGACAAGACAGAAUGGGAUGGCUUCUUUGACGAGAAUGGUCAUUUGGCCAAGUCACGAGACUUCAUUUGUGUUAACAUCCUGGAAAGGGGUCUGCACCCCUUGGUGAGGACGGAAGCCUGGAAGUUCCUCACUGGCUACUACUCAUGGCAGAGUUCCCAGGAUGAGCGGCUCACAGUGGACAGCACAAGGAGGAAGAAUUACGAGGCCUUAUGCCAGAUGUACGAGAAGAUUCAGCCCCUUCUGGAAAACCUGCACCGGAACUUCAUAGAGACUCGGAAUAACAUCGCAUAUGACAUCCAGAAGCUCUACGACAAAGACCCCCUGGGCAACAUCCUUAUCGACAAGAAGAAGCUAGAGAAGAUCCUGCUCCUGAGUUAUGUCUGCAACACCCAGGCAGAGUACCAGCAGGGCUUCCAUGAGAUGGUGAUGCUUUUCCAGCUGAUGGUAGAACAUGACCAUGAGACCUUCUGGCUUUUCCAGUUCUUCCUUCAGAAAACGGAGCACAGCUGUGUCAUUAACAUUGGGGUGGGCAAGAACCUAGACAUGCUCAACAACCUGAUCAACUUCCUGGACCCCAUGUUUGCUGAGCACCUAAAAGGGAAGGGUGCGGGGGCCGUGCAGUCCCUCUUCCCCUGGUUCUGCCUCUGCUUCCAGCGAGCCUUCAAGUCCUUCGACGACGUCUGGAGGCUCUGGGAGGUGCUGCUGACAGGGAAGCCCUGCAGGAACUUCCAGGUGCUGGUGGCCUACAGCCUGCUGCAGAUGGUGCGCGGGCAGGUGCUGCAGGAGAGCAUGACUGGCGACGCCAUCCUCCUGGCCUGCAAUAACCUCAUCGACCUUGAUGCCGACGAGCUGAUCUCUGCAGCCUGCCUGGUUUAUGCUGAGCUCAUCCAGAAGGACGUUCCUCAGCCAUUACAGGAUUUCUUUCUCUGA
Messenger RNA from Equus quagga, 1011 nucleotides. RefSeq names its product TBC1 domain family member 21. Gene Ontology annotation, molecular function: GTPase activator activity. The transcript has 11 exons. Gene Ontology annotation, biological process: activation of GTPase activity. The coding region runs from base 1 to 1011 and encodes 336 amino acids. The record is from RefSeq and is a predicted model, not a curated record. NCBI's taxonomy places the organism in Eukaryota, Metazoa, Chordata, Mammalia, Perissodactyla, Equidae.